CUUUGUAAAUGAUAGUUAAUUACAACCGUAAAUAAUAACUCAUUAGAUUUAAUCUGACAUAUAAUGUAUUUGAUGGUUAUCCUUUAAAUCAAUUCGUAUGUUUCCAUAACUGUUCCAAAACUCAGAUGACAUUUAUUCCAUUUUUUAAUGUGACGCUAAGUAAUAAAAUACCAACACUCGAUGAGUUGUGACAUAACAAUGGCUGCCAUUUAUUUACUGCAGUUAGAGAUGUAUUCAUUCGUUUAUACGUAAGGGGGUUUAUACGUUGAGAGUUUAUUUAAUUUAAUAUUUAACAAAAUAUCUUCCACUAAGUUCUUAGAGGGGGGAAAAAAACAGCUGAACGAAAUUGUUAAAAUUAUUCUACCCACAUUUGGAUUAGAGAGAGAACAUUAGUCCACAUACAUAUUUAGUGGCAGGGCAUUGGCAGUCAUGGAUAGCGCGUGCUUUGCAGGCACAGGUCUUCCUGGCCACAACAUCAACAGCACCGGAGGCACGUCUUCACCCACUUGUAACCAGAGUAUGAUAAAGCUCGCCCCAUACUCUCCAGAAGCCACAGCAAUCUUUGCAACAGCCAUCACAUUGAUGAUUCUUUUUACAAUUGUGGGUAAUAUUUUUGUCAUCAUCGCUGUUUUAACCAGCCGCUCACUUAGAGGACCCCAGAAUCUCUUCUUGGUCUCACUUGCGGCUGCAGACAUCUUGGUAGCCACCCUCAUCAUCCCAUUUUCGCUGGCCAAUGAACUGAUGGGAUACUGGUAUUUCCGUACCGUAUGGUGUGAGAUUUACCUGGCGUUGGAUGUGUUGUUCUGCACUUCCUCUAUAGUACACCUGUGUGCCAUCAGUCUAGACCGCUACUUGUCUAUCUCACGCGCCGUCACAUACGGCGCAAAGCGGACGCACAAACGCAUCAAAUGUGCAAUUUUGGUGGUGUGGCUGAUAUCAGCAGUCAUCUCCUUUCCACCGUUACUCUCCAUGAACAAGAAUAAAGGAGGUGUCGAUUCAGAUGGACUGCCACAGUGUCAGCUCAAUGAUGAGCGCUGGUACAUCCUGUACUCUACUAUCGGUUCCUUCUUUGCUCCUUGUCUGAUUAUGAUCUUAGUCUACAUAAGGAUCUACCAGAUUGCCAAGCAGCGCACGCGGUGUCCACCGGGGGAGCCCCGCAAAGAGGUCCCAGCCAAUGCCGCAACGUCUCAGCACAAGGAGGGUCUGCAAAACGGAAGAGGAGAUGAAACGCCUGCUACCCUGCAUAAAAACCCUAGGCCUCCAACUCUGGCUGUGUCCCAAGUGGAGUCCGUCCAGCAGGCGGCGAGCACCCCGAUCGCCAACAACCUUUUGCAAGCCCCUUCGACAGCCCUGACGCCAACCACACCGUGUCCUUCCCCGUCUCCUUCGAAUUCAUCUGAAAUGGCUCCUAAGAAACCUAAACACGGGAAAAAAGUGAAGAAGACCAAGAAACCGCCUGACAACAAUAACGGAGAGAGCAUGAGCUCUGACUCGGACACAGAGCAAGGUGGGAGGGGGUUAGAGGUCCCUUGCACUCCAAGCGUGACACCUAGUGGCAUCCAUUCCCCUGCCACUAUACAGAAAUACAGAGACAUGAUCGCCACCGCCAAAGGCACCAAGCUGGUGACCUGGAAGACCAAGCAGGAAGGAACGCCCAACUCAGCACGGCGCAAAGCAAUGGUGAACCGAGAGAAACGCUUCACCUUUGUGCUGGCGGUGGUAAUUGGCGUCUUUGUCAUCUGCUGGUUCCCCUUCUUCUUCUCGUACAGCCUACAGGCUGUGUGCCCAGAGUCAUGUGCCCUGCCAGAACCACUCUUUAAAUUCUUCUUCUGGAUCGGCUACUGCAACAGCUGCCUCAACCCGGUCAUCUACACCAUCUUCAACAAAGACUUCCGCAGAGCCUUCAAAAAGAUUCUCUGCAAUAAGACCAAAGGCACAUUCUUCUGAAGCUCCUGAGGUGGAUUGCCUCCUCAGACAACAAAUAUCCAGCUAUUCAGAACAUGGACUAAAAGAAGCACAAUAACGGUUCUGUUUCGAUGUAAACGAAGGGCUUUUUGUGCUGCCCAGGACACCGUACGACUCAAAUGACUUUAUUUUGUCCAGGUUACCGCCCCA
Molecule: messenger RNA, 2115 nt
Organism: Rhinichthys klamathensis goyatoka
Lineage: Eukaryota; Metazoa; Chordata; Actinopteri; Cypriniformes; Leuciscidae
Gene: adra2b
Product: adrenoceptor alpha 2B
Exons: 1
Coding region: 430-1947 (505 amino acids)
Biological process (GO): adenylate cyclase-activating adrenergic receptor signaling pathway
Cellular component (GO): membrane
Molecular function (GO): adrenergic receptor activity
Source: RefSeq, a predicted model, not a curated record